This is a messenger RNA of Rattus norvegicus (Norway rat), 382 nucleotides long. Its product is annotated as major urinary protein-like. The record is from RefSeq and is a predicted model, not a curated record. Lineage: Eukaryota; Metazoa; Chordata; Mammalia; Rodentia; Muridae.
CCAGAUGAAAAAUCCCCUAAGCAUCAGCUUGCUCUGUUUUACAGGGUAAAUGGAAAGUGCAGGGAACUCUAUUUGGUUGCCUACAAAACGCCAAAGGAUGGCGAAUAUUUUGUUGAAUAUGACGGAGGGAAUACAUUUAAUAUACUUAAGACAGACUAUGACAGAUAUGUCAUGUUUCAUCUCGUUAAUUUCAAGGACGGGGAAACCUUCCAGCUGAUGAAUCUCUUCGGCAGAACAAAGGAUCUGAGUUCAGAUAUCAAGGAAAAGUUUGCAAAACUAUGUGUGGCGCAUGGAAUCACUAGGGAGAAUAUCAUUGACGUAACCAAGACUAAUCGCUGUCUCCAGGCCCAAGGUUGAAGAAAGGCCUGAGCCUCCAGGUGGG